Messenger RNA from Drechmeria coniospora, 999 nucleotides. RefSeq lists its product as uncharacterized. The coding region runs from base 1 to 999 and encodes 332 amino acids. NCBI's taxonomy places the organism in Eukaryota, Fungi, Ascomycota, Sordariomycetes, Hypocreales, Ophiocordycipitaceae. The record is from RefSeq and is a predicted model, not a curated record. The transcript has a single exon.
AUGACGGCCAUGGCGAGGGCUCUCCUCCUUCUCCUCACCUUGACCACCUACGCUUGCUGCUACAGCGGCAAGCUCUACGAGAGCAUCGAAAAGGCCAUCAGGGAGGAGCUCUUGGUCUUCCGAGACUUGAACGGAAUAACAGACGACAACGCGUACCUCUCCAACACCAGCCUGCCGUACAUGGAGACGGAGAAGAUCACGGAAGAUACCUGUUUGCUGUAUAAAGGCUCGUGCCAGCAAACGACGUUUAUGAUGUUCCACCAGCUGCUCAACGUGACGAGGGUGACCUUCAACGUCAGCCGCUUCUCCGAGCAGCAGAUCGCCACCGAGGCUGGCGAGGCCAAGGUUUCCAUCAAAAAGGCCAGGACGGAUCUGCGCCAGACCAUGGAAGGCUGGCAGAUUUCCGUCAAGGCAUCGCCGUCCAUCAAAAACUCGCACGGCGGCCCCUCCAUCAGCGGAGAGGUCGGCUUCCAGUACACGCACGAGACGACGAUCCAGCAAUCCGUCACGAGCGAGGUGACGCUCGAGCACACGUGCCCGCCGCACUCGCACUGCGGCAUCAUAACCCUCACCUUCUUCGCCGUCGUGAGCGGCUACUGCCGGACCCAGCCGACCAUCAUAUGUUACAACGACAGGACCGACGCCUGCGAGGACUUUGAGAUCAUUUCGAGAACGGGCACGAGAUGCACGUCGGCCAUCGGAGCCGUGGGCAACGGCGGGUCGAGGUCGAACGACAUCUUCAAGUGGUCCAUGUGCCGCCAGUGCGACCAGUGGCUGCAAUACAAGCGGAAGAGAUGCAACGGCCUGAGCCGCUACGAGGUCAAGCCGUGCCAGAUCAAAACGCCGGUGCUCAAGGAUGACGGCACGGCGCACACGCACAUCAUCUUCAAGGCCAUCCCCAAGGAGGAGGAGGAGUCGGGCUGGGGGAAGCGAAACGCGGCACCCGUGUGCGGGAGGAAGGAGAGGCGAGUCUACGUGGAGCCGCUUUUGCGAGACUAA